AUGUAUCAAUUUAAAAUCAGACUAACAGGCACUUACCUCCCUGUCUCGACACUGUAUCAAUGUGAUCUCCCAUCGUCCGUUGCAGAUUCGAAGGACCCGCUAGCAAAAUUAGACGUUGUAAACAACGAGAAAUUGUGCGUACCUGUGUCUCUUCGAAUAGAAUCAACGAAAUGUUGAUUCUGCCGUUGUUUUUCGGCUUUCUUCUCGCAAGCCUUGCGGUGGGUGGUGUAGCCACGAGGUUUGAUGUCCUGUUGACACAAGUCGCAAUAUCUUGUCCUCUCAGGGCCCAUUUUGUGGAUGGUUUGUGUGCUGGGAGAGAUUUGGAUGGAAAGAAUAGGAGAGAACACUCAAAAUGCUGCGAGGGGGGGAAUUCGAGAAUCGAGACAAAUAUCAAUCAUCUUGCAUGCGUAUUGCAACCGCUUGAAACCCCGCCAUCAAUCUUACAACAUGGUUUGUAAUCGUCAUUGUAACACGAUGUAAACGGUACCUGAUUACAACCGACUUAGGAAA
Suillus fuscotomentosus is the source of this 510-nucleotide messenger RNA. RefSeq lists its product as uncharacterized. The transcript has a single exon. Bases 171 to 458 code for a protein of 95 amino acids. The record is from RefSeq and is a predicted model, not a curated record. Lineage: Eukaryota; Fungi; Basidiomycota; Agaricomycetes; Boletales; Suillaceae.